GGAGUUCAGGUUCCAGGUUGCCCGGCGGUGGGCUGUGACUCCGUCUCCCACCCACGCGCGUAAUGGUUGCUGGCUUUUCCGGGGAACCACUGCUGUUGAGCUGUACCUCAUUGCUAGGGAACGGGCACUGGAAGGUCUCAGGCACGGUCCCGCUCUCUUAGGGCGGUAACGUCCUGCGCCGUUGGGAAGGGAAGGUGGGAGGAGCGAAGCCGCUGUGAACCAUGCUCGUGAGCUGUGGGUCCGUCUGUGAAGAGGCCCCUCUUUGCCUGACCGCGGCUGGAGUCUGCGCUGGCGGUUUGUUUUUGCGGCAGGCGGAAAACUACACUUCCCAGCAUCCUCGCGGUGCCAGAACUACCUUGCCCGAAAGCCUGAGUGUGAUUCAGCCAGCCUUUCGCCUCCUCCCGCCAGCCCGAAAACCGGAAAUGUGGAGUCGUUGUGCUUGGCGGCUGCUGCGGUCUGAGGGCCAUGGGAGCCCCUGGGUUUCGAGCCUUUGCGGGGAUUUUUCGCCGGCCCUGCGAAGAGACUUCUUCACCACCACAACCAAGGAAGGAUAUGAUAUGAGGCGAGUGGACAUAACUCCUUUAGAACAAAGGAGAUUAACUUUUGAUACCCAUGCACUGGUUCAGGAUUUGGAAACUCAUGGAUUUGACAAAGCACAAGCAGAAACAAUUGUAUCAGCAUUAACCACUUUAUCAAAUGUCAGCCUGGAUAGUAUCUACAAGGAGAUGGUUACUCGAGCUCAACAGGAAAUAACAGUACAACAACUAAUGUCUCAUUUGGACUCCAUCAGGAAAGACAUGGUCAUCCUAGAAAAAAGUGAAUUUGCAAAUCUGAGAGCAGAGAAUCAGAAAAUGAAAACUGAAUUGGAACAAGUUAAGCAGCAACUGAUAAAUGAAACCAGUCAAAUCAGAGCAGAUAAUAAACUGGACAUCAACCUAGAAAGAAGCAGAGUAACUGAUAUGUUUACAGAUCAAGAAAAGAAACUUAUGGAAGCAACCACAGAAUUUACCAGCAAGGAUACCAAAACCAGAAGUAUUAUUUCCGAGACCAGUAAUAAAAUUGACACUGAAAUUGCUUCUUUGAAAACACUGAUGGAGUCUAACAAGCUUGAGACAAUUCGUUACCUUGCAGGUUCCUGCAUUGGCCAGGAAAUGAUCUUCUUUACUCACCUGGUAAAGCUGCUGGGAACUCUGUAAGCAAUAGUUAUUUCCAAGGAAGCUUUAUAGGCUCCAUAAAGUCCUUAAAGCUGUCUGGUAAUAUCUGAGUCUGUGUAAAUCUAUGUCUAAAAUAGGACAUUCCGUUCAAAGCCUUGAUCAUAUAACCAAUUUUCCCAUUGUGUCCUGUUACAAGGAGAAUAGAUUCUUAUUUAAAUUAAGUAAACUUCCAUGAAAACAGAAUACUCACUGGGUUUCUGAAUGCUGGAGGGAUCAGAUAGGGAGAAAAAGAUAAAUGUUUUAAAUUGCUGUGAAUCAGUUAGCUUAAGAAACAAUCUGGAAAAACAAAACAUUUUAAAAAGUCAGCAGUGUUUCAAAGUCAUAAAAAUAAUUCUCAGUUCAUUCAGUCCGAUUUAUUCUUGUUCUGUCUAAAUCUGGUUUUUUUACUAGUUCAGAAAUUCUUACCUGGUUCAGUUUUAUGAUCUUAAGAUUAUUGGAAACUUGUACUCAGAGUUCUUUACAUGAGUCUCACUGAAGACAUUUGCAUUAGCAUCAGAGUAAAACAGUAACUUAAAGAUGACCGUGGUUAUAGAUCUGAUUAGAAUUCAUUACAAUGCAGUUGAUAAUUCAGUUUAUUCUGUCUUAUACAACACUUCAAGGUAACAUACCAAGAUACCAGAUUUUUAGGAGUUUCACUUACUUUAUUAACAUGUCUAUACAAACACAAUCUAAGAGGGUUUGGUGUCACUUUGACAGUGCUUCCACUGCAGUUUACUAUACCAAAUUUUCACAAAAUCUGAAAUGUUAGAUUAUGAUCCAAAAAUUUUAGGGUUUGAUUUUUGGAAGUAUAUUAAAAAAAUAUUUAAAAGGUUUGAACAUUUGAUUAAUUAUUAUGAAAUAGCAUUUAAUUAUUUAACCAAAGUGACAAUAAAAGAUUUCAAUGGCAAAUAGAAAUGGUUACAUCCUUGUGAGCAAAAUUUAGCUCUUUCAAUAUUAAGACUCAGUUUUCUUAAGUCCUCAAAGAUAGCCAAAGAAUCCUUGUUUUCUCGGCAGAUGACUUUAUAAAGGUAAAGAAAAGCUUUGUUUACAAUUUCUUAUUAAGAGCAGACCAGUAGUUCAAGAAAAUUAUUUACUUAAAUUCAUCCUGUUCUUUUCUAAAAUUAUUGUUCAUAAACCUUCUACAGCUUUAUUUUUUACAUUCAGGUUUUGUCCUAAGUUUUCUCUCUUUAAAUAACCACCCUCACUUUAGGACAAAAUUACUAUCUUUUUGUUCAGCAAAACUGUAUUUUGUCAACUGAAAGAAAACCAACCUCAAAAUAGGUUGGUAAAUGCUUUUUUUGUCUUACCAAGGACUAAAGCCUGGGAGACCGUCUUUCAUACUGCUUUGAAGAACUGCUCACAAGCACAUAUACCCCCUCCCUUUCAUAACUACAAAGACCCGUAGGUCAUCUUAAUACAUUAUGUUUCUCUCAUAUCUGAUUAUUUGAAAAUAUUGCUUGCAUGCCUCUGCUUAACUGAUCUUCUGUUUCUACCUGUUUGAUUUCUCCUUGAGGUCACUUGAGACAUCAAGUCAGAUAAGGCCAACAUUGGUUGCAUACUGCAGUUUUAGUGCACAGUUUGUAUUCCUCAUACUUUCCCUGCAUAUAGUGUUGUUUCCCUUAUUUCUAGUCGUAAUUACAUUAUAAUCCUUAACUCUUAGAAACUAGUUUCUAGUGAAAACUAUGUAGUAAACAAUUGUGAACUGUUCGUAAUUUUUAGAAACCUGUGCUUCAUAGCAAAGCACAAAACAUUUUCUAACAUCCAGAUUUAUCUUUAAUUUCUCUGUAAGACAAAAAUAGAUAAUGUAAUGAAUUUAUCUUAAUUCGAUAUUUAACUUAGCAGAACAUUAAAGUUUCAAGGUUACCAAAGAUCUUGGAAGACAUUUAAAAGUUUACACUACAAACAAAAAAAGAAACCUUUUUUUAUGUUUAUUUACUUGUUCUUAAGAAUUAUGUUCAGACCACCCAUAAAACUUCAUGAGGCAAUAAAGUCAACCACUGUCCUAAGUUUAUUUUCUGGUAAGUUUUGCAAAAGAGAUAACAUGAACAUAUUUAACUCUUAGUAAACACAUGCAUAGUAGACGUGUCUUUAACCAACAAUACUAAAGUUAGUCUCUAGCUUUCUGAGUUUUGGACCACCCAGUCCUUACAAGCACUUGUCUUUAUAACUUUUGUUUUUAUUCAUACUUGUCUAGAGGACAUUAAAGGCCGGAUUUCCAAAUACUCCCCCCCACCCCUCCAUGAAAAACUUCUCCCUAACACUGGUAUUUCAAACAAGGGCUCUUUAAUCCUAGAGAUGAUGGGGGUGGAAAAUUUACAUCCCAAAGGUAUGGAGAGAUUAUUAAGGUGGAGAUAGAACAUAUCUGCUUGUUAUCAAAGACCCUUUUAGAAGUUUGCCGUUUUAAUUUUCAGUCACAGGCAGUUGUGGGCUGUGUUUACAUUUUAAAGAUCUAAGAAUUUCAAGGGACAGUGAAAGACUGCAAAACAAACUUUUUUCCUUCAGAGUUUCAGAUUGCUAUUUAAGAUUUGGCAUUUUUUCUUAAGUGCAGGACAAUUUUGUACCAAUAUCCUGAUCUUUUAAAAUAUCUAUAGACAUUGUGAGAGGCAUAGGUGGGCUUUGAUUUGUUUCUAGAAUUGCAUUUCUGGUUUUAUAGAGAUUUGUAAGACAAAGUUGUUACUAAUUCCCACAAAAUUGGAGUAUGGCCUGAAUAUCAGGGGCUUGGCCUGUUUUUUUAACUAAAUUUGCUUUAUAUCAGAUUUUUAACUAAAAUUUUAAUCAGAAACUUUAUGCCUUUGUAAAAUCUUUCUGAAGCACUUUAACAAAAGCCUUUUUACUGGGUAUACAGUUCACCCUUGGCUUUUCUGUUAGCCCCUGAGUAUUGGCAUUUCACAAACCAUUUGUAGGAGGGUCUAGGAGAAAUUUUGGUCAUUGUCCCUCUCCAAAGGGGGAACUGUGAAUAGUCUAAAUUUGGUAGGAUUGUCUGAAAGUAGAGGUAAAAGCCUUUACAAUUUAAAAGAUUUUCUGCUGUCCGGGGAACACAAUUUCUUUUGUGGCAGGUGGUCUAGGAUCUACUUCUAAAGGACAUUGCAUAGGAAUGCCUGAAGCUGGCAGAGCCUGAUUCCAGAGCCCUGGAAGAUAGGAGCAAAGAGAGCCUUACUGCCAGUCUUGGGUGCUUUGGUUAACAUUUCUGGCUUUCAGCAUUUAUAUGAGCAACAUGUAUACUUUUAACCUAGAGAUUAGGCCAGAGUUCUCUGUGAAAUCCUGAAGGGAAAUGGGAAUGAAAACAAACAGAUGAGGCUGGAUUUUAAGAAGGGACAUUUAUGUUGGAUAUGGACAUUGAUUUUUGUCUGAAGUCUGAUUUCUCUUCAUCUUGUCAGGGGAGUCCCUAAGGCUAGCCAUUAUACUAAUACAGUUGAGAGCGCUCUAUAAGAUAGGUAUUUUUAAACCUGUAUACCUCUGAAACAAAUAAUACAUUAUAUGUUAAAAAAAGAAGAUAGUAGGAAGGGAAAAUUGGAGGGGGAGACAAACCAUGAGGGACUAUGGGCUCUGAAAAGCAAACUGAGGGUUCUAGAGGGGUGGGGGGAUGGGUUGGCCUGGUGAUGGGUAUCAAAGAGGGCACAUAUUUAAUGAAGCACGGGGUGUUCUAUGCAAACAAUGGGUCAUGGAACACUACAUCAAAAACUAAUGAUGUAAUGUAUGGUGAUUAACAUAAUAAGAUUAAAAAUAUAUAUAUGUAGCCAAUUUAAAGGAUCCAUUGUCUAGGCAUUGACAAAUAAGAUCUAUCAGUAGUAACUCAAAUCAAUAAGCCUUUAAUGGCUUAACCAAAGCCACAAGAGGCAUCCAGAGAAGGGUGGAGAUAAUGUAGCUCCCGUGAUCCGAAAGUUUACUCCCAAAAUUAAUCUAAGGAAACAAAGGCCUUCAUUGCACAGGUAUUAAGGAUAAUGCAAUGAAAACCGUGUCUCUGAUCUCCCACAAAAAUGUGAGACUCCUGUCACAAAACCACUAAUCUUUGACACCAGGCAGGUGCCACUUAGGAAUGGGACUUUCCAGCACUAACAACAAAGGUCCCUAUGGCCUGGGACCUCUCAUAGGAAACUCUGCUGAGAGGGGCAUAGCUAGACAGGGUCAGAACCCAUCUAUUCAACUGGCCAUCAGGGUGUACCCUCUGGAUAGCGGAGACCAAAAAGAAUAUUCUCAGUGGUCACAAAGCCAAGCUCUGAAGACCUAGAAUAAGACAAAAGGGAAAAAACCAUCCAGUUUUUCUUGUAGCUAAGCCGUGGGGGUCUCUUGGAACAACACUAAUACCUGGGAGGCUUAUGCUAUGGAUUGUGUGUUUUACAGCCUACCUUGUUGCACAGAAGUUUUCUGGAAGUUGGCAAGUGACCUUUGUCAAUCUAAGCUGUCCAGGACCAACAUAGCAUGGGAGUCUUUGAGCUAGGUGGCAAGCACUCUACUGGCUUUUAAGUGCCAAAGCUGUGUCCACCAAUUUUGUGGCUUCCAAGAUGUCCCUUAGCAACAGCCUUUACCUCAUGUAUGACAAAUGACAUAAAAGACACAGGAAAACAAAGACAGUCCCUGGGAUGAAAUGCAUCCAUAACCAAGGAGUACUCUACUUAAUUUACCAACAGUCAUUAAGCACAAGGAACUAGUUCCACAAAUAUUUUCUCCCGCUCAUCUUCAUUUAGAAAAAGGGUUCUCACCACUCUUGCUCUUGACUCAGAUUCCAUAGAGAUUCCAGGAGAUACACAUGAUAAGAAAUCUUACCCUCUGCUGGCUAUAUGUCAGAUUUCCCAAGGAUCUCUCUGCUGCAGCAGUGCCGGGGGAGAGUGGUAUCCAGUGAGUUUAAAGCAUCCUGCUGUUUAUGCCAACUGUCUGUCAGGAAGAAAGAAUGUCCUCUGCCCUUCAGAGUUCUUCUAGCUGGAUCAAGAAUCAAAUUGACAUGACACAUUAACAGGAGAAAAUCAAAUUUGGUUUCAUAUGGACAUGGGGAAUCCACAGACAUGAAAUCCCAACAGGCAACAUGAAGCUUACAUGACAUCCUGAGCUAAGGAGAGGGGUUAUGGAUCCUGGGGAUAGGGGAGGAAGGUCCAUUAGCACCAAAAUCAAACAAGUCAGAGACUCUGGAAGGAAUCAUCUUUUUAAGCCAAGCAACCUGUUCUUUGAUCUUUCGUAACUGAGUUUCAGCUUCCCCAGAAAAGUUGCUCUAGGCAUAGCAGGUGGUCACCAGAGCAUAGAUACCGCUUUGCUCAGCAAAAAAAUAAUCAAGAGCUAUUCUAUUAUCAAGGACAACUUUGGCUACAGAAUCUAAGGAUCUUUGUUGGGCUGCUAUUUUUUUAGCAGCAAAUUCUGUAAUAACUUAGGAAUUAAGGAGAAGUUCUUAAUCAUAGUCUCAUUUAUAUAUUUAUCCCUAAACAGGGAAAUAGGGAUUGGCCAAAAGGAGUGAAUCCUGAAUCAGAAAAGCAUCCUGGUAUAAAUCCUUUAAACUUAGGGGAGUCGAAACACUGUGAUGUGUUAUUUUGCUUGUGAAAAGUUAAAGGCCUUUAUUUACACAAAACAAGACAAACAUGUGCCUCAACACAACCAGCAGUAACCAAAAUAUGUCACUGCAGACUGUCCAAGAGAAGGCCAUGCACACCACCAGCAGUUCCCAAACUGAACUCAAGCAGACUUCAUUCAGGGACUAUGGACUAGAAAUGAGGAAAGGACUAAACCAGUAAACCCCAAUAACUGGGGGAAGGAUUCCAAUGUGGAAUUGUAGACUGAACCAAGGGUUAAGUCCAUUAGAGCCUUCUUUGUUAGUCUAGACUGAUUCAUUAACCCUGGACUGGAAAGCCAAUUAGAUGGGUGGCUUGAACCCAAAAAGAGCUGAAACUGACUUACCAAAGGCCCUCAAAUGACAAGAAAGUGAACUCUCAGCAUUUGUGGGGUGCCACACCUGUGUUUCUCAUUGUCCCCAAAAGCCAAUAGAUGUUUGCUUCAGAUCUCAGCGCUGCCACCAAAUCUGUUAAAAAAACAAACCUAGUAAACUUGAAGAUCUAAUUGGCUUUAUUAAAUGAACUGGGCAGCAUCUCAUUUAGCCAGUAGAGGGGAGCUCCCAGGAGUUGUCCAAAAUGUAAGGUUUUGGGGCACCGGGCUGGAUGGCUCAGUUGAGAGAGCAUGUGACUUUUGAUCUUGAGGUCAUGAGUUUGAGCCUCAUAUUGGGUAUAGAGAUUACUUAAAUAAAACUUAAAAAAAAAAAAUGGAAGGUGAAAAGGAGAGUUGGGCAAGUAGGUUAUUAGCAAAAGGAUUGUUCCAAGUAGUCACUUUCCCUUAGUGGAAGAGCGGGAAGUCUUAUGCACAUCACUUCAUCUUCUUGUGGGGUAUGGAGAGGACUCAUGUGGCAGACUCCUCGCUGAUCCACAGAAUUCCUGACUGACUGGUUAAAACCACACUGUUUAAACUACAAUCAGAUAUUAAGCCCCAGUCUGGGGACUUGGCCUCAGUGACACCAUUUGGGGCCUGUGGUUUUAACAUUGUGUUUUUCAGAGAAAGUAAUUGCUGUCAUUUGAUACUGAGACCUGUUAGCUCCUAUCUCCCAGGGUAACCAUGGAGCACAAAAGAAAAAAAAGAGCUAGAACACAUUUCCUUUAUCACUUGACAGUGCUGGAAGAAUAGAAGUUUAACAGGCAGUAAGUUUAAGAUAUAAGUUUAACUGGUGACUCUGCAACCUACUAAUAGGAAAAAGCAUAUGGAUAUCAAAGAAAUACAUAAAAACAAGUACAAAGUGAUGCAAAGAUAAACUGGUUAUUCCACAAUGCAAAAAAAUGAAAAUUUUACUUUUAUUCCUAUGUUUUUCCAUAAGGACUUACAGAGUGGACUUACAGAGAAAGAUCACUAAAACAGAGGCAAAAACCAUAGCAAGCAUAGGGGGAAAAUUACCCUAUACUUUGAAUCCAGCUGAGUACAAAUAUUAGAGACCCAAAAAUUAGAUUGUCACAUACUGAGCUCCUCAAGUACCAUGUGACUGACACAGGGCCCAAAGGAAUGAGAAGAGUGCCCUACUUUUGUAGUACUUUUCUCUUUCUUUUUAUAAGAAGUAAUGUGUUGGGCGCCUGGGUGGCUCAGUCGUUAAGCGUCUGCCUUCGGCUCAGGUCAUGAUCCCGGGGUCCUGGGAUGGAGCCCCACAUGGGGCUCCCUGCUCAGUGGGAAGCUGGCUUCUCCCUCUCCCACUCCCCCUGCUUGUGUUCCUGCUCUCGCUAUGUCUCUCUCUGUCAAAUAAAUAAA
This is a messenger RNA of Mirounga angustirostris (Northern elephant seal), 8456 nucleotides long. RefSeq names its product coiled-coil domain containing 90B (gene CCDC90B). NCBI's taxonomy places the organism in Eukaryota, Metazoa, Chordata, Mammalia, Carnivora, Phocidae. The record is from RefSeq and is a predicted model, not a curated record. Gene Ontology annotation, cellular component: mitochondrion. The transcript is spliced from 9 exons. Bases 222 to 1196 code for a protein of 324 amino acids.